Messenger RNA from Periconia digitata, 1512 nucleotides. The record is from the annotation of a GenBank genome assembly. Lineage: Eukaryota; Fungi; Ascomycota; Dothideomycetes; Pleosporales; Periconiaceae.
UAUAGCCCAGCUUCACAGGAAAGAAUCAUGGUUGCCAACAUCUUCUCCACCGGCCUCGUUGCCCUCGCCUCGGCCGCCACCGUUACUGCACAGUGCGAUCUUCCUACGAGCUACCGAUGGACAUCUACCAAUGCUCCCAUUGCUACGCCUAAGAACGGAUGGGCCUCGCUCAAGGACUUCACCCAGUCUAUCGUGAACGGCAAGCAGAUCGUCUACGCGUCCAUGUGGAAUGGCCAAGCCUACGGCUCCAUGGCCUUCGGCGCCGUCGACAACGUAUCUGGUCUUGGAAGUGCUUCCCAGACCGGCAUGACUCAAGGCGCUACCGUCGCUCCCACCCUCUUCUACUUCGCCCCCAAGAGCACCUGGGUUCUGGCGUACCAAUGGGGAGCCACUGCUUUCCGCUACAAGACCUCUUCGGACCCAACCAAUGCUAAUGGUUGGUCUGCGGACAAAGCUCUUUUCAGUGGAUCCAUCUCCGGCUCUGGUACCGGCCCCAUCGAUCAAACCCUGAUUGGUGACAGCCAGAACAUGUACCUCUUCUUCGCCGGUGACAACGGCAAGAUCUACCGAUCGCAGAUGGCCUUGAACAACUUCCCCGGCGACUUUGGCUCUAGCUCCACUGUUGUGAUGAGCGACACCCAAAACAACCUCUUCGAGGCCGUGCAGGUCUACACCCUCAAGGGUCAGCAGAAGUACCUCAUGAUUGUUGAAGCCAUCGGCAGCCAAGGCCGUUACUUCCGUUCCUUCACCGCCACCAGCCUCAGUGGCUCGUGGACUCCCAACGCCGCAAGCGAGCAAAACCCCUUCGCCGGCAAGGGCAACUCAGGCGUCACCUGGUCCAACGACAUCUCGCACGGAGACUUGAUCAAGUCCUCCAACGACCAGACCAUGACCGUCGACCCUUGCAACCUUCAAUUGCUCUUCCAGGGACGCAACCCCAACGACAACGCCGGCGGCAACUACAACGCCCUUCCUUACCGACCCGGUCUUCUUACUCUCCAGAAGUAGAGGGCGCUCUCUCUUGAGCUGUCGUGGACGGAUUUUACUGUCGGUGACAAUCGUAUAUAACUUACCAUUCUUUUACAUUGUACAUAUUUUUCCCUACCUUUCGCCGAGACAAAACAGACAAUUAUAUUUCACAAUCAGUUGAAUCAAUUCGCUGUUAUUCAUCAUCAUCUUCAGUCACGUGAAAUCGACACUGCAAAUACAUGUAUUGACCAUCUAUUUCUCUCACUAAUGUCUAAAAUUGUGCAGGUAUACCAGGCCAGUGGAUUGGCAGUUUUUCCAUUGAUACAUUUUAGAGGUGAGAUACACAGAUAAUACUGCGCGGUACCGUACAACACGAUCCAGUAAUGAGCAAGAACGAAGAAACGUUGAAAAGUCACUCGUAAAAAACAAUCGAAGCCUAAGAGCCGACACCUCUAGAAUAUUAAUCUGCAUUGACAGGCAUAACCACCCUUGUACUAUACCUUCAAUCCAGGAUCGGGACAACGUGCCACAGAGUCGCAAAAU